This is a messenger RNA of Pseudo-nitzschia multistriata, 3605 nucleotides long. The record is from the annotation of a GenBank genome assembly. NCBI's taxonomy places the organism in Eukaryota, Bacillariophyta, Bacillariophyceae, Bacillariales, Bacillariaceae.
GGUCUCUUUUUUCAAAUAGCUCAAUCAAUCGAAAACACAAGCAAUAAUACAUAAUACUUCUACUCGUACUUGUCGACAAUCGAGAGACAAUGCCCAGCCUAGAAACGACAACAAGUACUAAGAUCAUAGAAGGUGACCAAACCCAAACAAUGCUUCCAAUGGAGGUAGAUGGCAGUGAGAAUGACCCCUGCGAUCCCAAGGAAGAAGGCUUUCUGGAUGAGUACACGGAAGAAGAUGAUGAAAUCGGGUCGCCAUCUCUACUGAAUAGAGUUUCAGCAUCAAAGCUUAAUCAAAAAGGAACCGUGGCAAUCCUGCAAAAAAAAAGGUAUUUUUUUCUCUUAUCAAUCGGUGUAGUCAUCACUGCAUCGUUGCUUUCUCCAGUUCUAUUCUACGCAAGGACGCGAAGGCCGGUCCUUCGCCUCAACCUCGUUGGCGAUGAGUUUUCCCAGGACGGUUCCAACACCCAAAGMUUCAAAAUCAUGCAAAUUACCGACAUCCACCUAGGAGAAGCGGAAGACACAGACUGGGGUCCGCGACAGGACGAAAAAACCUUUGCCCUCUUGGAAAAAAUCUUUGAUUACGAACCUGAUUGCGACCUCCUUGUUUUGGGAGGAGAUCAGCUCACGGCAAACAACUGUCAGGGCAACUGCACCGAAUACUACGAAAUUCUUGGGAACUUUCUGUCCAMGCGAGGCGUGCCUUGGGCCACAAUCAUGGGAAAUCACGAUGACAUGGAUUUCUAUGUCAACGAAACACUCUCGAUUCCACAUCCCGACACCCUCCGUCGAGACUUGUUGCGCGUCGACCARCAUUUUCCGUUGUCCUUGUCGCAAGCUAGUGCAAAAGGAGAGCUAUCGGGAGUCACCAACUACGUAUUGGAUGUUCUGGAUUACACCACGGGCCAACCCGCUCUCCAAAUUUUCUUUCUUGAUAGUGGUGGUGGCUACGUCGCUCGGGAGGCUAUUUACGAUGACCAAAUCCAGUGGUUUCGGCAACAGGCAUCGUUGGCAGAUGUUCCGGCUGUGCUCUUCCAGCACAUCCCAACUUCACAGCACGAAUACGUAGAUGGAUCCUGCUUUGGUUACCAAGGAGAAGGAGUAGCAGAGCUAGAAUACGAUGCUGGAAUCGCCGACGCUAUGAUAGAAACAGGAAGGUUCCAUUUUUUGGCGGUGGGUCACAACCACGGCAAUGACUAUUGCUGUUCUUAUCAUUCCAAUAAUAAUGACAACCAAAAUAGGAAUACCGAAGAUCUUUACUUGUGCUUUGGGAGACAUAGCGGGUACGGUGGAUACGGAAAAUGGGAUCGUGGUGUCAGAAUAUACGAGUUGUCUUUAACUACUAGCGACGACGAUGGGCGAAGCGACACAGAAAAACAAUUCCAAUGGAGGACAUGGGUAAGUGACAGGUGGGAUUCGUACUCUUUCUACUCAUGACCACUCAAAACUAGAUCGCACAAAUCAUGAAGCCGGGAGGGUAACAAGAUGGUUCGGAUUGGUUUUUCUUUUAGGUUGUGUUCAGCCUAUGUCUCAACUAUUCCUUUCAUCAUUUACAAUCCAUGGCAGGUGCGCUUAGAAUCGGGCGAAAAGGUUGACUUUAUGGAUUAUGACCACGUCAAUACAGGACAAAACGACUGAUACUCAUUAUAGACACGGACCGCUAUUUUUUCCCUAUUUCGGAGAAACUUWAGCAGACUCGUGAAUUCUAAGUCUAGACCGUACCUCAUAUCACAUUGGCACAUAAGCACUUCGACACGAACMCAAAAGCCGCAAGGCGCCAUUCAAUUUCCUCGAUGUGAAUGCACCUUCACUUCAACAGUAGCGAAUUGUCACGGUUAGCUCCUCGUUCGUGGGAGGCAAUUACUAUCGCUGUUUCUAAAAAAGUACUAUUCAGCAGCCAAGAAGCAUGUACAUAAAAUGAUGUACUUCACAGCUGGCUUUGAUCGAAAUUGAUUGUGAUGCAAGUCAAUCAAAAGCGUGAUAUACCUCGGGAUAACAGGUGGAGCCCUUCGCAUAAUAUCACGAUUUCUUCACCUUUCGUGGCGAAUAUGUAAACCUCUGACUGAAUGAGAGGAAAUCACAUCUMGUGGUUUUUAGUAGCUCAUCAUGUUUCUUUUGUUUUYGGUAUUGUCGGUGCUGAUGCUGUAGCAAGUCACGAGGGUUAUCACUCGAUCUACCAAUUAUUUUACUUUCUUCCGAUCUUGCGGUUUCCUCACCAAGUGGCGACGUUGUUAUUUGAAUUUUCCCCUGACCAGUAGAAUCAAUAUCGCUGUUCUCAUAUUCUUKCCGACUCAUUCGACUUCUGCUCGUAGGUAAUUCCAUACCACYCAUCCUAUCAAUGGUGCUUCUACCAAGAGAAUAUCCUGCWUUGUUCGGCAUGGCAUGUACCGAGUGAGAAGAAGGGCAUUCGGUAAAACAUGAUGCUAGACUUCGUUCAYUUUCACCUGUCGUGAUCUUUUCCAGGAAUGAGCUUCCCUGAAUACUGAUAGUAGAACGAUUCGUAACUUCAUGUACAUCACCCAUCGUAGUGCCCAAGCCAUUCACCAAAUCAACACCUGAAGGCCCAUGACCAGCGGUAGUAGUAAAGCUACAAGCAUACGGUGGAUUCCGCUGCGUAUCAUUCGCUGCGUUUUUUUUCCUAAACUCCCACGCAAACCCAAUGGUUUCUAGUUGAGUUAUUCGAUAUUGUGUCAUCGAAUUCUGUUCUCCGUCUUGGUGCUUUUUAUAAAUUUGACGUUGCCGUUUGAUCCACACUGCUAGUGGGGGAUUGGCUUCAUAGUUGGUUGGGACGUUGCAAUGACCAUGAAUCCGUUUGAACUCAAGAAGCUCUUGUAGGCGUUCUUCCCACACAGCAUCAUGGCUAUUCCAUAUGAAACCUAUSUUGUUAAGGAGGCAAAUGCGUUCGUCAGAAAGGCCACUCCUCUUUCCUUCGAGUUUAAGCUUGUAUUGGUAUCGCUGUCGCUUCACCCAUUGCGCCAAAUUUUCAUGCUCGAGGCAGCGGUGGGUAACAUGACAGUGUCCGUGAGCACGUCGAAAUGCACAUAGCUCUUCAAACUUUUCGCUCCAAAGCUCGGCCUGGUACCCUCUAAACCGGACUCCUCUAACCGACUCUAGUGACAGUGAUGACCGAUCCUUCAUUCCCGGAGAAUAUCCUCGUACAAUCCCGCAUUUUAGUUGCUGCUCUUUGUGGUCCGUUUGUAAACCGAGUUUCGUUGAGGCUACUGAUAGCUGUUGCUCUUCGCCGCUCAAUGAACACAUGGUUCUUUGUCGUUUCUUCGCUCUGGACGAUUGAAGGUCAGAAAUGCUCCCAGUACGUAACAUGGUUGAAGGCAACCCAUACUUCGAGGUCGGAAGAACAGAAGCAUGUGCUUCUGAAAAGUUAGGAACACCGAGACAUAUCCUUCGCGGCCCACUACUCGCAUUCAUCCCGCCAUGACAUUCUUGAAAAUCUGCUCUGAUCACAGGAUUCUUGUCCGUGGCAUCUAGCUUUUGUUGAGACRCUGCCUCCGCAAUGGCCGCAAAUUGAGCCAAUUUCGCUUCAUUAUUUGAGAACGUUCCCGCGCCUUCUGGAUGAAUCAUCGUAUUGUCCCAAAGUUCCAUAACUUAUCC